Messenger RNA from Vanrija pseudolonga, 1696 nucleotides. RefSeq names its product Glutarate-semialdehyde dehydrogenase DavD. The transcript is spliced from 2 exons. Gene Ontology annotation, cellular component: cytoplasm. Gene Ontology annotation, molecular function: succinate-semialdehyde dehydrogenase (NAD+) activity. Lineage: Eukaryota; Fungi; Basidiomycota; Tremellomycetes; Trichosporonales; Trichosporonaceae. Bases 65 to 1696 code for a protein of 543 amino acids. The record is from RefSeq and is a predicted model, not a curated record. Gene Ontology annotation, biological process: GABA catabolic process.
CGCCUCCCCACUGCGCCUGCGCCCAUAUAUAACCGCCCAUCUCACCCCAAUCCCCUCGACAACCAUGCGCCCAUCCCUCCGCACCGCGACGCUCGCCGCUGCCCUCCGCACCACCACCACUACCCGCCCCCUCCUCCGUGCCGCCCCCCGCGCUACCACCGCCCCAGUUACCCGCGCACUCAGCGUCUCUGCAGUCAAAAUGUCCAACUGGCCCACCAAGAUCUCCAAGGAGAACCCUCUCGGUCUCGACGACCCCUCCCUCCUCAUCCAAGCCGGCAUCCUCAACGGCAAGCAGAUCCUCGCCGACUCUGGCAAGACGUUCACCGUCGAUGACCCGGCCACGGGCAACAUCAUCGGCCUCGUGCCCGAGAUGGGCGUCGCCGAGGCGCGCCGCGCCGUCGACGUCGCGUACGACACGUUCCAGACGUUCAAGAAGACCUCCGCGCUCGAGCGCCAGCAGUACCUCCUCAAGCUGCACCAGCUGUUCCUCGACAACGCCAAGGACCUCGCGCGCCUGAUCGUGUGGGAGAACGGCAAGUCGUGGGCCGACGCGUUCGGCGAGGCAAACUACGCCGCGUCCUACAUCCUCUGGUACGCCGGCGAGGCGGUCCGCAUCUACGGCGAGACGGUGCCCUCGAGCAUCCCCGGAAACCGCAACUUUACGAUCAAGCAGCCCGUCGGUGUCGUCUCGCUGCUCGUCCCCUGGAACUUCCCUGCUGCGAUGAUCGCGCGCAAGGUCGCCCCUGUUAUUGCGACCGGCUGCACGUCGGUCGUCAAGGUGCCCUCCGAGACGCCGUUCACCAACCUCGCCAUCAUGGAGCUCGUCAAGCGCGCCGGCGUGCCCGACGGUGUCGUCAACGUCGUCACCACGCACGAGAACCUCCAGGAGGUCGGCAAGGAGCUCACCACCAACCCCAAGAUCAAGAAGGUGUCGUUCACUGGCUCGACGCGUGUCGGCAAGAUCCUCGCGGGUCAGUCGGCCUCGACGCUUAAGAAGAUGUCGCUCGAGCUGGGCGGCAACGCCCCGCUUAUUGUGUUUGAGGACGCCGACAUCCCCACCGCUGUUGCCGGCACGAUUGCGUCCAAGUUCCGCGGCUCGGGCCAGACGUGCGUGUGCGCCAACCGCAUCUACGUGCACGAGAAGAUCUACGACGAGUUUGCCGCCGCCCUCGCCGAGAAGGUUAAGCAGUUCAAGGUCGGCCCGGGCUUCGACGAGGGCGUGACCCACGGUCCUUUGAUCCACAAGCGCGCCGUCGAGAAGGUGCAGCAGCACAUUGACGACGCUGUGUCCAAGGGCGCCAAGAUCAUCGCUGGUGGCAAGUCUGGCCCCGGCAACAUCUUUGAGCCGACCGUGCUCGCCAACGUGGCCAACGACUGCCUCCUCACCGAGGAGGAGACGUUUGGCCCCCUCGCCGCGCUCAUCAAGUUCAGCACCGAGGCCGAGGUCAUCGAGCUCGCCAACGACACCGAGGUCGGCCUCGCCGGCUACUUCUUCUCCAAGGACGCCGACCGUAUCUGGCGCGUGGCCGAGGCGCUCGAGACCGGCAUGGUCGGCGCCAACACUGGCGCUAUUUCCUCCGCGUUCAUCCCCUUCGGCGGAUGGAAGGAGUCGGGUUACGGCAAGGAGGGCGGACACGAGGGCACCGACGAGUACCUCGUCAAGAAGGUCGUCAUUGUCGGCACCAACCUGUCGUAG